Molecule: messenger RNA, 2706 nt
Organism: Cadophora gregata
Lineage: Eukaryota; Fungi; Ascomycota; Leotiomycetes; Helotiales; Ploettnerulaceae
Exons: 8
Coding region: 1373-2566 (397 amino acids)
Source: RefSeq, a predicted model, not a curated record
GCAGAGAUGUGGCGCAAUUUUCUGCAAAGCGGGUUCCUGGUAAUUCUCAUCCAUGGAGGCAAGGAUACAGCAACAAGGAUCUGGCAUAAGUGGACCUGCAAACCUUCUGGAACUUCGGGGCGAAAGCUCCUCUCCUCACCAGAGCUGUCAGAGUACCAGAAUAAAGCUGACCAAAAGUGUCUCUGAAGCAACAUUCUCGGCAGGUUGAAAUAUAACCUCUCCACCGCAAAACACACCAAAUCGAGUUUAACGAGAGAUUGAUUGCGUCGCUGUCAGGAUUCAGGAACCUGCAUCAUCCUAGCAAGUCGACCUUUCUCCUUCUAGAUAGCUUCCAAAGAUCCGUCCUGGGAUUUUAUAGUACCACCAAGCCUCCCGCCUCCCACUUCCAUGGUUCAGACCGUGCCUCGCGUGCGAAAUCUUGGUUGCAGGAAACUCGUACCACGCGGCACCAGACCUUGACAUCUUUGGAACGAGUACCAGACUGACGUCCAAACAUGUGGGAAUGUCUCUCCGUGCAUCCGUCCUGUGCCUCUAUUCAGUGGACUGAGAGUGGAGCGUGUCGAGUACGUGGGCCUUUGACAACCCGAAUAAUCGCCUAUGCCCUUGUUGUGGAUUGGCUCCACUGCGACUCGAGCACUCUGUAAAAGGCAAUGAUCAGAUUGCAUUGGUCGGAAACGCAAGGUCGUAUGCAGGUGGAGCAUCUACAGGACUUUUCACUCCGUGAAGGGGAAGUGCUCUAUCUUCAUCCUUGUGCACCUCGUGGGAUGAUUUGGAUCCUCCCAAGCGAUGUUUGAGAUUUGAGAACGUCUUACCGGAUGACUUGCCGAAAGUAGUAGGUGAGAAAUGCCUCCUAUCUAAACCUCUGGGCACGAUUGCCUACCAGUGUCCCAGCCUGGAGAUGAGUUUCAUGCUGGAGAAGAUAUCUUGAUGCAUGAAAAUGACAACUGAUAUCUGAAGUCGUAUCGGAUAGAGAUUUUCUUGGGUAGAUUGAGAAGCGUUGCUAUCUGCAAAACUGGAAAGAAUCUUGAGAGGGGGCCAAAAAGUGCAAAAGUAGGAGCAUACAUUUGGGUUGCCUGAACCUUGGGGCUGGGACACGACUCGGUCCAAUCGUAUGCGGGUACCGAAGAAGACAUUACUCCGAAAACCCUCUGCAAUCUGCAUUCGUCGCCUCCAGAAACAGCUGUCACAUUUCCAAAUGCCGUGGACCCUGACACCAUAAUGGUGAGGGCUAUGACCUUCUUUCGAGGACAGUGAACGUUGAAGUGCCGGGAUACAUAUCUAGACAUUAACAUCCCUAUCCCACUCCUCUUUUUGUUGUGCUUCUUGUUCGCUUCCAUCACUUACAUUCCUUCAUUGCUAGCCAGUAGCACAAAUGUCGUCGGUAGAUGAAAUUGUCUACAGUGCUGCUCCACCAGAUGGAUACGUUCCUGACUUCAAUCGCCCAUAUGACGCGGCAGCGCUCAUUGCCUGCAUUGGCGUAUUCCUGUCUCUUGCUGUGAUCACUAGCGCUAUUCGAAUGUACACUCGCUCUCGGAUUGUGUCAGACUUGGCUAUAGAUGACUACCUUAUGUUGAUUGCGUUGGUUUGCUCCAUAGUUCUGACUGGAUUCAUUCUUAAUCUUCUCAAUUAUGGGCUUGGAAAGCAUAUGUACGAUGUACCGCUGAACAUCCUGUACCCAGAAUUUCUUUUCAACAAUGUUCUGGCAGCCAUCUUCUUCUGCGCGGCAACUGGUUUCGCGAAAGCCUCAAUCCUGCUGUUCUACGGUCGCAUCUUCCCUUCCCGAACCUUCAAAUGGCUCAUCCUUGGUCUUGUAGCCUUUACCGCUAGUUACAGUCUGGCCUCAGUCCUUGUGAAUGUUUUCUCGUGCAAGCCUGUCAGCGGCUCAUGGGAUUUCUCACUUGCCACAACUGCAGUCUGCAUCAACCGUCCGCUCUUCUACUUCGCGCAAGCAGGUCUCGGAAUCUUUACCGAUUUUGCGACUUUAGCGGCGCCCUUGCCAUUCCUGUGGAAGUUGCAGAUGCCGGUCAGACAGAAGAUCGGGGUGUCGGUAGUCUUGAUGAUGGGUGGAUUCGUCUGCAUCGUUUCCAUCAUCCGACUGCUAUCAAUCAAGACACUUCUUACCUCACCAGAUCUAACGUACUCGACAACGCCAGCUUUGAUGUGGUGUGUCAUCGAGCUCAAUAUCUCAAUAGUUGGUGGUAACUUUCCAACAAUUCGUCCCUUUCUGCGGAAAUACGUCCCAGCGCUGCUCGGGAGCUCCAAAGGACGCACCACUGCAACCCACCCGACACGGUCAGGGUCUCACCAGCUUCAAUCUUUCGACCCCACAUACUCAACUACUGCGAACAAGGGCUUCAACAAGACAACGAUUACAGGCAUGGAUCAGAAGACACACUUGGGAGAUAAUGAGUCGGAGGAGUACAUCAUUCAAAGUAGUACUCACGACAGCGAGACAGAUCUAGGGAGGACAGGACAAGUUGGUGCCGGGCCUCUCAACCACCCAAAGAAUGGCUUUGGCAAUAUCACCAAGACUGUGGAAUAUCGCCUUACGAACUCCAAGGAGUGAGAAGGGAGACUCUUAUCCUUUUUUUUUCUCCCGUAGUUGAAGGGAACUCCACGAUGAUAGUUGAUGCCUGAAUGCAGCGUAGUGAUGGAAUGAAUAUAUGAAUUAUAUCAAGUUACAAAUGACACCGUUAGCUCUUCCAG